Marmota monax (woodchuck) is the source of this 3755-nucleotide messenger RNA. It is a transcript of the gene Plxdc1, whose product is annotated as plexin domain containing 1. The transcript is spliced from 14 exons. The coding region runs from base 80 to 1573 and encodes 497 amino acids. The record is from RefSeq and is a predicted model, not a curated record. NCBI's taxonomy places the organism in Eukaryota, Metazoa, Chordata, Mammalia, Rodentia, Sciuridae.
CCUGCGGACCGCGCGCCCCCGCUCGGCCCCCUCCUCGCAGCCGCCGCCGCGAGCCGCCCGGGGCGGGUCCCCCACCACCAUGCGGGGCGAGCUGUGGCUCCUGGUGCUGGCGCUCAGGGAGGCGGCCCAGGCGCUGAGCCUCCAGCCCGCGGCAGGUCACAAUGAAGGCCGAGGCUCUGGAUGGGCUGCCAAAGGGACCACACAGGGCUGGAAUCAGAGAGUGCGAGAAAGGCAGGUGUCGGAGCCGAACAGGACCCAGCUGAGCCAGGACUUGGGUGGGGGCACCCUGGCUAUCGACACACUGCCGGAUAACAGGACCAGGGUGGUGGAGGACAACCACAGCUACUAUAUAUCCCGUGUCUACGGCCCCAGUGAGCCCCGCAGUCGGGAACUGUGGGUGAAUGUGGGUGAGGCCAACCAGAACCAAGUGAAGGUCCACAGGAUCCUUUCCAAUACCCACCGGCAGGCCUCAAGAGUGGUGAUGUCCUUCGAUUUCCCUUUCUAUGGGCAUCCUCUGCGGCAGAUCACUAUAGCAACUGGAGGCUUCAUCUUCAUGGGCGACGUGAUCCACCGGAUGCUCACAGCUACCCAGUACGUGGCCCCCCUGAUGGCCAACUUCAACCCGGGCUACUCCGACAAUUCCACAGUGUCUUACUUUGACAAUGGGACAGUCUUUGUCGUUCAGUGGGACCACGUCUACCUCCAAGGCCGAGAGGACCGGGGCAGCUUCACCUUCCAGGCCGCUCUGCACCGUGAUGGCCGCAUUGUCUUCGGCUACAAAGAGAUCCCCAUGUCCGUCCUGGAGAUCAGCUCCUCCCAGCACCCCGUCAAAGCAGGCCUGUCAGAUGCCUUCAUGAUUGUCAACCCAUCCCUGGACGUGCCAGAGUCUCGGCGAAGGACGAUCUUUGAAUACCACCGGGUGGAGCUGGACUCCAGCAAGAUCACCAGCACGUCGGCCGUGGAGUUCACCCCAUUGCCAACUUGCCUGCAGCAUCGGAGCUGUGACACCUGCAUGUCCUCGGACCUGACCUUCAACUGCAGCUGGUGCCAUGUCCUGCAGAGGUGCUCCAGUGGUUUCGACCGCUAUCGCCAGGAAUGGCUGGCCUAUGGCUGUGCCCAGGAGGCAGAGGGCAGUACGUGCGAGGACUUCCAGGAUGAGGACCACUACUCGGCCUCCCCUGACAGCUCCUUUGGCCCCUUGGACGGCGACCUCACCACCACUUCCUCCUCCCUCUUCAUUGACAGCCUUACCACUGAAGAUGACACCAAGUUGAGCCCUUACGCAGGAGAUGGUCUCCAGGACAACCUGUCCCCAAAGACAAAGGGCCCCCCUGUGCACCUGGGCACCAUCGUGGGCAUCGUGCUGGCCAUCCUUCUGGUGGCAGCCAUCAUCCUGGCUGGUAUUUACAUUAAUGGCCACCCCAACUCUAAUGCUGCGCUGUUCUUCAUUGAGCGGAGACCUCACCACUGGCCAGCCAUGAAGUUCCGCAACCACCCCAACCACUCUACCUACACUGAGGUGGAGCCCUCGGGCCAUGAGAAGGAGGGCUUUGUGGAGGCCGAGCAGUGCUGAGGCCAGGCAAGAAAACCCAGGAUGGCCAUAAAAGAUGCGCUGUGCAAAGAGAAGAAGUAACUUUUGCAGGCCUUCUCCAAGCACCUGGGCCCAGAAGAGGAGAUGGGUGGCUUGUGGUGCUGGGGCCGCAGUUUAGCCCACAGCCCAGCUAAAGAGGGGGCAGCACAGCAACCAUGGGGGGGUUUAAAGGAACAAUCACCUAAUCUCAUCCUGUUUAAUAAGAGGGGUCUCCCCUUGGUUCUCUCAAUGAUCUACUCUCUAGUUGUCCCAGACCUACCUCCCCACUGGAGGUGGCCUCAUGACCUUCCGGCCUCUUGAGGCUCCUGUGUAGAUCACAGGCUCACUAAAAAGCCUGGGGCAGGACUGCUGCGUUCCAGGGCCUAGACUCAAGAGCUGGUCCUCCUGGCUCUGGAGGCAGCGCACUUAGCCCCAGCUUCUGUGGCUCUGGAAGCCAAAGAAGGGGUUCUCUCCAUCUGUGAAGAUCUAAGCCCUUAGGACAUGUCAUCAUGGGAGAGAAGCCAAGUAAGAGGAAAGGAAGAAGGGGCUGGGGCUGGGGCUCAGCGGCAGAGUGCUCAUCUAGUGCGCGCGAGGCUCUGGGUUUGAUCCUCAGCACCACAUAAAAAUAAAUAGAAAAAAUAAAGGUACUGUGUCCAACUACAACUAAAAAUAAUUAUUUAUAAAAAAAAAAGAGAGAGAGAGGAAAAAGACGCAGCUGUGGGGAAAUCUGCAUUUCAGACUUGGCUCCCUUCCCAGGACUUGUGCAUCUGAGCAAGCGCAACCUACAGCCAAGCUUUGCGCCCAGGUUCCACCUGGCGGGCUGAGCCCUGGGUAGCCCACGCCCCAUGUGGGGCUCCUUUUCCCAUCAGUAUGUCUGGUGCCCAUUUUAUCCACUGGCCUGUACUGCGGUCGGUGCCAGUAAGUACCUCUAAAGGCAGAGCUUGCUUAGUUCAUAUUUUUCUUUCUCUGAACUGGAUUUCUAUAGCCAUUAGGGACAAACGGGGGAACUUGAGGAUUCCUUGACACCCACCCAGCCGGGGGGAUCUUCUGUUGGCAUCCUGUUGAGCAGCAAAGCUGCAGGGCAGGUGAGAUAGAGGAAGCCAGCACCAGAGGGAGAAUUUUCUACCUAAGACCUUGACCUGGAAAUGUCCCACCAUCUCCCUUGCUCUGCAAGAAGUUUUGGGGGCAGGGAGUGCAGACUCCCAAACUCAGCCUGAUUUCAGGGACUUCUGUCCCUGAGAGGAGCCAGGGCUGCUUCUGAAGGGCACUGGAAAUUAAAAUCUAGAGCUCACCCUCAUUCUAAGUGGAAAAAAAAAAAUAAAAAAGACAAAUAAAUGUUAAGUCACAGUAUCCAGUUAGUCACCCCCUUUGUGCCGGUCACUGGGAGGCUGCAAAGGAAGAGUUAGAGCAUCUGGCAAUUCAGUGUGUGUGUGUGUGUGUGUGUGUGUGUGUGUGUUUUGGAGGGGUGGGGGUAGGCAGUGCAAAUAGCCAGACGCAUGGGAAGCCUUGACGGAUGGUUUUCUAGCUGCUUCACGGUUUAUCUGCAGUCAGGACUUUAAAGACAACCAGAGUGGAAGCCCACUGGUCCUCUGUCCUGCUUCACUAAUAGGAGAAGAAAGGGCUGGGAGAGGGGGUAGGGGAAGGGGAAUCCGCAUUUGAGAAAGAAAAACGACAAUGCAGCAGAGAAGAGUUCUUUGCAAACUUCAGAAGACAGAAAGAUGGGUAAUGCUCUCCCAACAGUGGCCUGCACCCAGACCUCCGGCCGUCUUGGCUCAGACUCAGUAGCAAAGCAUCUGUGAUGGCCAUGCCUAAAAUGUCCAGCAGGAAGCUCCUGCUGUGGCCUACGGCAGUGGGCAGCACCAUUUGCCCCACUCCCAAACUCCAGCACAGUUUUUCCCAGUGUUCACUCACCCAUUCUGGAUUCCUGAAGGGAAAGAAUGUUGACAGUGGAAAAGGGGCCCGGUGACCGGGAGACCUCUGCCCCUAGCCACUGCCGGUGGAGAAGGGAUGCCUUGGCCCUGGCCACAGAAACCUGGAUGACCCCUGGAGUGUCAGUGGCGAGGGCAGUGGAGCUGUUAAAACCAAAGAUGAGGGCUGGGGCUGGGGCUCACUUGGCAGAGCGUUUGCCUAGCAUGUGUGAGGCACUGGGUUCGAUCCUCAGCACCACAUAGAAAAAAUAAAUAAA